Lucilia cuprina (Australian sheep blowfly) is the source of this 680-nucleotide messenger RNA. RefSeq lists its product as uncharacterized. The coding region runs from base 149 to 493 and encodes 114 amino acids. The transcript has 3 exons. The record is from RefSeq and is a predicted model, not a curated record. Lineage: Eukaryota; Metazoa; Arthropoda; Insecta; Diptera; Calliphoridae.
CGGCAAUGUAGUCUGAACAAGUUUGGAAUUGAUGUUUCUUUAUGGUGGUUUUAGUGAUUCGGUGUUGAUCGAAGAGAUCAAAACAAAUUUUAUUUAUUUAAUAUUUCAUUUAUCUUGUUGUGAUUUGCAGUAAAAUUUCACUAUAAAAAUGUUAAAAAGACAUUUUUUAAUUGGUACAAGUUUGUUUUUUGUGAUAUUAUUUUUUCAAUUUCAACAAAGCGAAUCUUUUAUUUAUCGUUUAAUAACUGAAACUUUGCAAAAUAAUGUUGCCGGAGAGCCCAUAACACACAAAAGAACUGAAUGGGAUUUUGAUCCGGAAAUAAGUCAAAAGAGACGUUCACUGUUUUACGAAACUCACGGUUUUAGAGGGGCCAAAUUUAUUGAACGUAUUGGGGUGGGUCAAGAUGGUCACGAGGAAGAGCGUAGAACUGAGCAGCAGCUACGUGAUGUUGGUAGAUUAAAUGGAGAUCAUAAUAUAAAUUAUCCUGCAUAAAAUGCACCACCAAACAUGUAAGGACAUUAAACAUGUUUGCAUUUCUAUAGUAUUUAUAUAUCUUUAUAGUAUCUUUAUUAAGCCAACUACAUGAUAUUACAUAUUUAAUUAUUUUAUAUUGUUUAAUGUUCAUAUUGUUGUUGUUAAAAAUAGAAAAGAUUUAAUAAAUGUACAUAUCGCCCAUUUA